AUGGCCCGGAAGAAGAAGCAAUCAGAGGGCAACGCCCAGCUGAAGAAGAAACAACAACAGCUUGAAGAGUAUUCGCGACAAACGCUCAACCACAUCGCGCUGACCAACAUUGAUCAGAAAACUGGCCAGGUGUUCUUCAACUCCGCCAUCUGCUCAGUAUACAAGUUCUCCAUGACCUCCAACAGCUGGGAGAAGAUGCCUGUGCUGGGCACAUUAUUCAUCUACAGUCGGCGAGUGACUCCUGAGGACGAGACGGAUCCCUACCCUUAUGCCCUCAUCAUUCUCAACCGAACUAGUCCCGAGAACUUCUCCCUCGGCCUAAUUCCUCAAAACGUCUCUUAUUACACAAACGCAGGCGUUCAGAAGGACACCAACGACAUCCCAGAGAUGAACAGCAGUUUGGAAGACUCCUUUAUCAUGGUUUCGGCAAGUGAUGGCCAGAUGUAUGGUCUUUGGCUGUUUGAUGAGAAAGAUAGAGAUCCGGCAUUGAGCCUGAUCAACUGGUGUCUUCAUGAGAGUGGUCAAACCACGCAGCAGACCCAGCAAACACAACAGACACAGCAGACACAGCAGACACAGCAGACACAGCAGACACAGCAGACAACGCAGACAACGCAGACAACGCAGUACGCAAACUAG
Yarrowia lipolytica CLIB122 is the source of this 639-nucleotide messenger RNA. RefSeq lists its product as uncharacterized. Gene Ontology annotation, cellular component: P-body. Gene Ontology annotation, biological process: deadenylation-independent decapping of nuclear-transcribed mRNA; deadenylation-dependent decapping of nuclear-transcribed mRNA; positive regulation of catalytic activity. NCBI's taxonomy places the organism in Eukaryota, Fungi, Ascomycota, Dipodascomycetes, Dipodascales. Gene Ontology annotation, molecular function: mRNA binding; enzyme activator activity. The record is from RefSeq and is a predicted model, not a curated record.